AAUAAAAAAUAUCGGAGCUACACACUGUGCUGGUCGGGAGCACAGAUACUGUCCAAUUAUUUUGUUGUUAAAUAAUAGAUAAAUAAUUUAUAAAAAAAUGAUUAUCUCACGGGGUGUUAGGUUAUUAAAAAAUUUGUCAUCUGUAUCAAAACAGCGUACACCGAUAAAUAAAAUGCAAAUUAGAAACUCUGGUGGCGAGUGUUUUUAUCGCCAAGUGCCAGACGCGUCAAAAGCUGAAAUGAUUGCCGCUCAUACUGUUGGUGGAGUAAUGUGGUGGUGGAUUCUGUGGCACUUAUGGCACGAUUGGGGACACAUUGUCGGUGAAUUUCCUUAUCCAGAGCCAUUAGAAUGGACUGAUCAAGAACUGGGAAUCCCACCGGAUGAUUAUGAUUGAGAAUAAUCGCUUUACUGUUUAUAAUUAUUUAUUAGAUUGCUGUAUUUAGAACGAUAAAUAUACUGUAAGAAGAAUAACUACAUUAAUAAUAACAGUAAUUAUAAUAAUAA
Messenger RNA from Cotesia glomerata, 504 nucleotides. It is a transcript of the gene Ndufb2, whose product is annotated as NADH dehydrogenase [ubiquinone] 1 beta subcomplex subunit 2, mitochondrial-like. The transcript has 3 exons. NCBI's taxonomy places the organism in Eukaryota, Metazoa, Arthropoda, Insecta, Hymenoptera, Braconidae. The record is from RefSeq and is a predicted model, not a curated record. Gene Ontology annotation, cellular component: mitochondrial inner membrane. Bases 98 to 394 code for a protein of 98 amino acids.